AUGCUGCCCACCCCCUUCUCGGUGAAGGACAUCCUCAACCUGGAGCGGCCGGAGGCUACCGGGGGGGGUCCCCGCCGCCCCCGGGCCCCGGGCUGCCCGCAGCCCCGGCGGGGAGGACGAGCCGCCGCGUAAGUGACUGGCGGGGCCGUGGGAAAACGUUUGCUCGCCCACCCCUCCGAGGCAGACAAGAAGAAAGCCGACCCCUGCCACCAUCCCAAGCAGCGACAGCGCAGAAAACCCCGAGUUUUGUUCUCCCAGGCUCAGGUGUUUGAACUGGAGCAACGAUUUAAGCAGCAGAAAUACCUCUCGGCUCCGGAAAGGGAACACCUCGCCAGAGUGCUCAAGCUCACCUCCACGCAGGUGAAAAUCUGGUUCCAGAACCGCAGGUACAAGUGCAAGAGGCAAAAACAGGACAAAUCCCUGGAGCUGGCUGCCCACCCGCUGCCCCCCCGGAGGGUGGCGGUGCCCGUGCUGGUCAGGGACGGCAAACCCUGUCUGGGGGGCUCCCAGCCUCAUCCAGCCCCAUACAGCAUCACCGCCAGCCCUUACUCCUAUAGCUCCUACUACACUGCCUAUAGCAGCAGCCCCUAUGGUGUUAGCUAUGGGGGGGGCUAUGCUGGGGUGCCCCCCAGUGCCACCCCAGGCAGCCACACUGUCAACGGGAGCUUGGGCAUGGCCAGCGCUGCUCAGCACCAGCCUCCCUGCUUGCAAGCUGCCGUGCCAGCGGGAAUCAGGGCUUGGUAG
Molecule: messenger RNA, 744 nt
Organism: Falco peregrinus (peregrine falcon)
Lineage: Eukaryota; Metazoa; Chordata; Aves; Falconiformes; Falconidae
Gene: NKX2-6
Product: NK2 homeobox 6
Exons: 2
Biological process (GO): regulation of transcription by RNA polymerase II; cell differentiation
Cellular component (GO): nucleus
Molecular function (GO): DNA-binding transcription factor activity, RNA polymerase II-specific; RNA polymerase II cis-regulatory region sequence-specific DNA binding
Source: RefSeq, a predicted model, not a curated record